Messenger RNA from Brassica napus (rape), 1887 nucleotides. RefSeq lists its product as uncharacterized. The transcript has 7 exons. The record is from RefSeq and is a predicted model, not a curated record. NCBI's taxonomy places the organism in Eukaryota, Viridiplantae, Streptophyta, Magnoliopsida, Brassicales, Brassicaceae. Gene Ontology annotation, molecular function: DNA binding; transposase activity; zinc ion binding. Gene Ontology annotation, biological process: DNA transposition. The coding region runs from base 1 to 1887 and encodes 628 amino acids.
AUGGUCGUUCCUGUUGUUCUCCCGGUUGUUGGUGAAACCGGAGAAGGGUCUAGGCCGGUCCGGAGACAUCUAUUAUUUGGAAAUGCUGGCAUUCCAGACACUGACGGUGGAGUUGGAGAUUCAAACUCUGAUUCAGAUGAUUCUGAAGAAUUACCAGUAGACGAUGGUCUACACUGGGGUAAAUUCGAUGAAGCACUCCACGAGAUGCUAAACAACCCGUAUACGCCAGCUUUUUUUGGAAGGGAUGCUCCACCUGUAUUCAACAAUCGGGAGGAAACAGGGGUUGACACGGCUCUGGCCGACAUCCAAUACGAGGGAGAUGACUUUUAUGUGGGUCGUGUUUUCAAAUCCAAAGCCGACUGCAAAAUCAAACUUGCAAUACAUGCUAUAAACCGGAAGUUCCAUUUCAAGACCACGCGUUCAAGCCCUUCCAUACUACUUGCACAAUGCGUUGGUGAUGCAUCCCCAUGGCGCGUGUAUGCGGUCUUGUUGGAUGCAAGUGGGAACUUCCAAGUCAGACAAGCUAACCUAGUUCACUCUUGCACCGUUGACGACCGUAGAAACUACCACAAACUUGCAACGACUAUCGUGAUUGGGCAGAUAUUGCAAUCUCGUUUUGUUGGUAUUAAGAAGGGCCCCACUGCCGCCGCAAUAAAGAAAAUAUUGCUAGAUGAAUUUCAUGUCAACGUUUCAUACUGGAAAGCUUGGAGAGCUAGAGAGAUGGCGAUUGAGCACGCAAUGGGGACAAUGGUUGGAAGUUAUGCACUGAUACCUCCAUAUUUGGCACUCCUUCAGUCUUCUAAUGGAGGAACCGUAUGCUACGUGGAAAGUAUGGAUGAAGAAGAAGGUGGAACACGGUUUCAAUACUGUUUUGUUGCUUAUGGAGCAUCGGUGGCCGGGUAUUCGUGUAUGCGGAAAGUUAUUGUUGUUGAUGUGACGUCACUUAAAGGGAAUGAAAACGACGAUGCUUGGGAAUGGUUUUUCCAGAGGCUACAAACUUUUGUUGUCGAUACCCCGGGCUUGGUUUUCAUCUCUGAUCACCAUCCAAGUAUCGCCACUGGACUGAGGAAGGUAUACAACCAUGCUCAGCAUGUCAUAUGUGUUGUCCAUCUGUGGAGAAAUGUGAUGGCAAAAUACAAGAGUAGCAGACUCGCCAACCUUAUGUCCGCUGCUGCAAGAGCUUUCACCGUGACUGAAUUUAAUAAGAAGUUUAUUGAAAUACAGAAAAUCAGCCCAAAUUGCGCGGCUUACUUGGUUGAUAUAGGGUUCGACCAGUGGACUAAGGUUCAUUUCAGGGGGAACAGGUUCAACAUAAAGGAUUCAAACAUAGCUGAAUCCUGGAAUGGGUUCGCAUUGCGUCGAACGAAAUCAACCCGGGAGCAAGGAACUAUCACCCCAAAUGUCAGGAAACUCGUGGAGGAAAACUUUGAUCUCUCCACCGCUAUGGCUGUACGUGAUAUAGCCGAUCUUGAAUACCAAGUGCAGGACCCCGCCGGGGAGUGCUUCACAGUUUUAUUGGGUCCCGGUACUUGCACAUGUGGUGAGUAUCAACUAAUAUGGAUACCCUAUAUGCAUGUGCUUGCUUGUUCAACCAGGGUUGGAUUUCCAUCUGAUGCGCUGGUGGCACCGGCAUACCGUGUACCAACAUGGCGCCAAGGCUUCAUCGGAAAAAUCUAUCCGGUCCCAUCUGUUGGUGGAUUAGAACUCGGAUCUGGAACUAGAGCUCCAUUACUUCCACCGGCAGUACGCCGCCCACCUGGGCGUCCUAGGAAAGUCCGCAUCCUAUCACGUGGGGAGUACAAGAAAGGAGGAAGCUCGUCAAACAGGAAAUGCAAACGUUGUGGCCGUUCGGGACACAACAGGGCAUCCUGCCGCAACCCAAUAUGA